AAUUCCUUCGCUCUUGCCCUAUAUAGUAGGAACUAAUUAAUUAGGUUACUUGUGAAGUAGUUGAAUCUCUUUAUGUGUUGAAAGGCUGCAGAAAUGCUCUGUUCCCUAUGAAAUUCGAGGGCUGUAACAAAAUUAUAAAAGAGUGAUGUAUGAUUUUGGGUAGUGUGAGCUGUAAUGGCGGUAAUUUGAUUUGCUGGAUUCAGGUUGAAGAAAAUCAGUAAUUUCUUAAGUUUGAAGAUCUGAUGGUAGGUGGUGGACUUUCUGUAUAAAAAUUCUAAGUUGUAAAAUACUAACAGGGGGGGAUUGAUUGUGGUAAGAUUGAAAGGUCGUUGAUUGAAAGCUAGAAUUGUGAUAAUUUGAUGGCUUUAGGUUGAUGAUUUGGUUGGACUUCGAACUUUGGUUGUAGAAUUUAGUACUCUGUCUGCUAAAAACAUGCGUAAUUUUCCAUUUGGGUACGUCCCUUUCUAUUUUUGGACACUACAUUUCUUAAAAACGCGUGCUACCAAAAGGGCCACAUGGUAUUUCUAAUAUGUUUGUCUAAGUUUAUGUGCACUAGUGUACAUUAUAACUUCUUGUUGAGUGGAGAGAUUAGAUAACUGGGAGAAAAAGAUUGACAAUAGGGUUUGUUGGAGGAAUUUGACCUGUUGAGGACCUUUGUUAUUCGAUUCUUCUUGGUACACAAAAGAUUUCCUUGCCCUUAGUAUUGGAAUAUAUUUUCCAGCAAUAUCUCAAGUAUAUGAUCUUAUCCCUAAUCUCUAUAUUGUGUAGUGAUCUACACAUUUCUCUCAAAUUUAGGACUGCUUUAAUGUUAAUGGUGUAGAUUUUAUGAGGUAACAGGUGGUAUUCAGAGUUUGAGAACCCUAUUAUUGCAAUUUGAAGUGUGAAAAGGACUUUUAUUACAACCAAUCUAAGGAUUGUUUUUUAAGUAAAUGCGAUAUGCUUCUCUGAUUACUUAUGCUACAUAUCUUGGUUCUCUCUCUCCAUUACAACUUUGCUACACUAACAUCGAAUUCCAGUGGGCAAUGGUUACAGAAGCUGGUGGAUGAAAAGCUAUGCUUAACGUACAGGGAUGGUCAGUCGACAUAUUCACUGAGGUAUCCUCAUUGCCUCUUUUUUCUCGAGCUUUUGCAGAAUGUAAACUUCAGAAACGCAAUGGCACAUCCUGCAAACAAGGAGUUGGCGCAUAGGCAACAGUUUUACUUCUGGAAGAAUUACAGAAACAACCGGUUGAAGCACAUUCUCCCGAAGCCACUUCCAGAGUCUUCCGUUGGUGCAAACCCAGCUUCUGCAGCCCCUCCGGCACUGCCACCGACUACCAUCCCAGCUGCUGCUUCCGGCAUCCCUCCUGCUCCGCCUCAGGCUCCGUCGCCAAUGCAGUAUGGGAUGUGCGCUGGGUCUACUUUUGUCAAAAACGACCAAAAAAGUAGCGGGGUCGAAAGAAGGAAAAGGAGGUAACCUCUUCUAUUUGGGGCAUAUCAAUAGUUAGGUCAUGAACUUGAAUAUUGUGUAUGUUGAUAUGUCUUUUGACAAGAAUCUUUUAUUGAACUCAAAAGGUGUAUUUAUCAGCAGUGGUUGUAUUAUUAUAUUUUUUUUCAUUGAUCA
Molecule: messenger RNA, 1602 nt
Organism: Salvia miltiorrhiza (redroot sage)
Lineage: Eukaryota; Viridiplantae; Streptophyta; Magnoliopsida; Lamiales; Lamiaceae
Product: mediator of RNA polymerase II transcription subunit 31-like
Exons: 3
Coding region: 955-1455 (166 amino acids)
Biological process (GO): regulation of transcription by RNA polymerase II
Cellular component (GO): core mediator complex; mediator complex
Molecular function (GO): transcription coregulator activity
Source: RefSeq, a predicted model, not a curated record